Mus caroli (Ryukyu mouse) is the source of this 1065-nucleotide messenger RNA. The record is from RefSeq and is a predicted model, not a curated record. Lineage: Eukaryota; Metazoa; Chordata; Mammalia; Rodentia; Muridae.
AUGGCAGCAAGAGUGUGGGACAAAGCUACGGACACAGAAACAACUGAAAUUGGAUUUACGUUGGAUUUCAAAUUGAGUGGUGACUGCAGAGAAUAUCCUAGAGAUGCCACAGAUACCCAUCCAGGAGUGACAGAAAGAGUCGUCGACAUCAACACACUGUCAAUGCUUAGUCAUGAUCUCAGGAUGAGAUUCCAUCCAGCUACUGGCAGUUUGAUCUUCAUGUGUUAUCUAUUCCCAGGACUGUGGGAAGCACUGUGUUCUGCUGGAGUUCUUGAGUGGUCUUACUUCUCCUCGCCUGUCCAAGGGAAAGAUUGGCCUGCCUGUGAAACUUCAGUGCACCACCAAGAGGGAAUCAAAGAACACGUAAUUACAUCUCUUGAGAUGUCUUCUAUAGGCUGCACACUCCUGAUCGGGUUAGCUAUUAUUGGAUCUUCUGAGAAAAUUCGUAGCGGCUCUGAACAAGUCAGGCUCAACAAGACACUCAUGGUUAUGCUAGGGAAAUCUGGCCAUGCAGAGUCGGAAACCCACCUCAACACUUACCCACCAAGUGCCACAGUUGAUUGGUUCAACUCCCAGCCUUGGGUAGGCACCUUGCUGUUUGGUUUUCUAGCAACCAAACUCAAGUCUCCUGGGAAAGAGCUUAUGGAUCAGAUUCGAAUGAUGACAUCAUACACUCAGAUGACAACGUAUGUUUUGAUCAAGCAGUACUUGGAACAGUGCAUGGACGGGACAACUGCUUUGUCACAAGUUUCCGUCAACUCCAGCGCUGGAGUGGUGUGGCUGGAGCUGAAGAUUGAGAACCGGAAGUCAGCCAGGACUCUGGACAUCAGUGGUGAUUCAGGCCGCUUGCUUGUGCGCCUGUGCAGGGCGUUGGUUGCUUGCGCAGGCGCAGUGAAGGUAAGGAGUAGGCGUCGACCCUGGACCGCGAAAGCGUUGAGUGGGAGCUUGAGCUCUAGAGGCCUCGCAAGUACUGAAGAGAGGAUGGACCAGGCCACCUCUCCGCGCCCUCUGGCUUCGAGUUUCAGCUGCAGGUCCCAGAAAAUGGGCUCCGUCGAGGUGUUGUAG